Melitaea cinxia (Glanville fritillary) is the source of this 7354-nucleotide messenger RNA. Its product is annotated as tetratricopeptide repeat protein 28. Lineage: Eukaryota; Metazoa; Arthropoda; Insecta; Lepidoptera; Nymphalidae. Gene Ontology annotation, molecular function: identical protein binding. The record is from RefSeq and is a predicted model, not a curated record. The transcript has 42 exons.
AUGGAGACCGUCUGCUGUGCAGUAGAGCCGACGGGCUCCGCGUCUCUAGGGGCCGCGUCCAGAGCGCUGUUCGUGGAGAAAGUGAGGGCGUCAAACGCCGCGUGUCAAGCCGGCGACUUCUCCACGGCCGUGGCUCUGUACACGGACGCCUUGACCUUAGACCCUGCUAACCAUAUAUUGUAUAGCAACAGAUCAGCAGCGAGACUGAAACAGGGUCAAUUUGCAGCGGCUCUACAAGAUGCGACGCGCGCAAGAGAGCUCUGUCCUAAUUGGCCGAAAGCCUAUUACAGGCAGGGCGUCGCACUCCAAUGCCUCGGCCGUCACGGCGAGGCCCUCGCGGCCUUCAGCUCAGGGCUGGGAGUGGAGCCGUCAUCGAGGCAACUCCUCGCCGCCCUUGUGGAAGCCUCUCUCAAAUCUCCACUACGGACCACCCUGGAGCCGACUUUCAGACAGCUUGAAGCUAUGAAACUUGAUCAAUCGCCGUUUGUACUAAUAUCGGUCGUCGGUCAAGAGCUUCUAGCUGCAGGCCAGUACCAAGCUGCGGUCACCGUACUUGAAGCUGCGCUAAGGAUUGGAUCCUGUUCCUUAAAACUAAGAGGUUCGGUGUUCAGCGCCCUAUCGUCAGCACAUUGGGCGCUCAGUCAGUUAGACGCUGCCAUCAACUACAUGCAACAGGACUUAGCGGUCGCGAAGUCUUUAGGAGAUACGGCGGGGGAGUGCAGGGCUCACGGUAACCUGGGAGCUGCGUACUUCAGCCAAGGAAGCUAUAAGGACGCCCUGACCGCGCAUAGAUACCAACUGGUUCUGGCUAUGAAAUGCAAGGACACACAAGCGGCAGCCGCCGCGCUUACGUCGCUAGGGCACGUUUACACGGCUAUCGGGGACUACCCGAAUGCGCUCGCGAGCCACAAGCAAUGCGUGCAACUUGUGAAACAGAUGGGCGACAGGUUGCAAGAAGCGAGAGAGAUAGGCAAUGUCGGCGCCGUAUACCUAGCGAUGGGCGAAUUCGACUCCGCCGUUGAUUGUCACACUCAGCACCUGAGAUUAGCGAGGAGACUCGGAGAUCAGGUUGAAGAAGCAAGGGCAUAUUCAAAUUUAGGUUCAUCUUAUCACUAUAGGAGGAAUUUUUCACAAGCUAUUGCUUACCAUGAAAAUGUUUUGAGACUAGCUCAGAACUUGGGCGACAGAGCUAUCGAAGCCAGAGCGUACGCGGGUCUGGGACAUGCAGCAAGGUGUGCGGGAGAUUACGCUCAAGCAAAGAAAUGGCACGAAAGACAGCUAGAUGUGGCUCUGGCAGCCAGAGAUAAGGUCGGCGAAGGCAGAGCUUGCUCUAAUUUAGGCAUCGUGUACCAAUUACUUGGAGAACAUGACGCCGCUCUGAAGUUGCAUCAGGCUCAUCUGUCUAUUGCUAGACAACUUCAAGAUAAAGCUGGAAUGGGUCGAGCGUACGGUAACAUCGGUAACGCCUACUCUGCAGCGGGUUUUUACGAGCAGGCCAUAAAAUAUCAUAAACAGGAACUGACUAUAUCCAAAGAAGUCCACGACAGAAGCUCCGAAGCUUCUACUCAUGGCAACUUGGCGGUGGCAUAUCAGGCCUUAGGCGCUCAUGAUAUGGCGCUGUUUCAUUAUAGAGCACAUCUUGGAAUAGCACGUGAACUUAAAGACGCAGCAGGAGAAGCUUGCGCACUUCUUAACCUUGGAAACUGUUUGUCAUCAAGAGGAGAAUUCUCUCAAGCGGUUCCAUACUACGAGCAGCAUUUGAUGCUCUCGCAAGAGUUAGGAGACGUCAUAGCUGAAGCUAAAGCAUGUCAUUUUCUAGGAUACGCCCAUUAUUGUUUGGGAAACUACAAGGAAGCUGUCAGAUAUUACGACCAAGACUUGUCUCUGGCUAAAGACCUCCAAGACAAAAUGAACAUGGGCAGGGCGUACUGUAACCUUGGUUUAGCUCAUCUCGCGUUAGGGAAUCUAGAAACGGCCCUGGAAUGCCAGAAGUACUUCUUGGCAAUAGCUCACAUGACUCAGCACUUGCAAGGAAAGUUCAGAGCGCUCGGAAAUAUUGGUGACGUUUUGAUCAAAAUGGGUGAUGUGGAAGAAGCAGUGAAAAUGUACCAGAGACAACUUGGGUUUGCUAGACAAGCUCGUGAUCGGUCCUUGGAAGCCGCGGCGUGCGGAGCCCUCGGACUCGCGAGGAGAUUGCAGAGGAGAUUGGACGCCGCUUUAGGACAUCACACACAGGAACUAACACUUCGCCAAGAGGCUGGAGAUGCAGCGGGAGAGGCGAGAGCUCACUCUCACUUGGGCGCGGUGCACAUGGCCCUAGGACACUACUCGCACGCUGCCAGGUGCUAUCGAGAGCAACUAGAAAGAGCUCAGGAACUACAAGACUGUGCGCUCGAAGCUCAAGCAUAUGGAAACCUCGGAAUCGCUAAACUAAAUAUGGGACAUUACGAAGACGCUAUUGGAUAUUUAGAACAACAACUGGCAAUCCUAGAAAGAGUGAACACGCCAACUUGCCAGUUGGAUAAAGCAAGAGCACUUGGCUCACUUGGCGACUGCUACGAUGCGCUUGGUGAUCCAGAUGAGGCGGCCAAGUAUCACGAGCAGCACCUGGCCGCUGCGUUAAAGUUGGACAAUGCGAGGGAACAGGAAAGAGCUUACCGAGGUCUUGGAUUGAGUCACAAAUCAGUUGGGAACCUCCAACAAGCUCUGGUUUGUCUGGAGAAGCGUUUGGUGGUAUCGCAUGAGCUUGGAGUGCCGGAAGCAAAGGCUCAGGCGUACGGAGAACUGGGCGCGCUACACAUCGCACUCAACAACCUCGAACAAGCCGUGUCUUGUCUGGAACACCAGAAGAGCAUUGCCAAGGAGCUCAAUAACCAGAUAAUGGAGGCCGAGGCCUGCCACGCGCUGGGCGCCGCGCACCACGCGCUGGGCGACCACGCGACCGCCGCCAGGCACCACCGCGCGGAGCUGGAGCUGGCGCACCGCCUGGGGCUAACCCACCUGCAGGCGCGUGCUUGUGGCGGUCUGGGCGCAGCGCAGGCGGCGCUGGGGGCGCACGCGGAGGCGGCGCGCUGGCACGAGGCGCGGCUGCGGCACGCCACCGCCGCGGACGACGGGCGCGGGCGCGCGCAGGCGCUGGCGGACCUCGGGCGCGCGCACCUGGCGCUGGGCGCGUGCGGCAGCGCCGUGGCCUACCUGCGGCAGGCGCUGGCCGCCGCCGAGGGGCUGGCCGGCGGCGGCGACGAGGCUAGAGUACGCCAUAGACUCGGUUUCGCGUUGUGGGCUUCCGGAGAACUAGAGGAAGCGAAGGAGCAACUGCAAGCGGCGCUCACGGUGCUGGGACCCGGCAAUGAUAAGCAUCGCGACCGGAAGAUUGUUGCGCUCCAGACUUCUACACAGCAUGCCCUACAGCGAGUUCUCGUUGAGCUGGGGCGCCACCACGAGGCGCUGGUGGUGUCGGAGCGCUGCCGCGCGGCGCCCCGCGCGCCCGCCCUCAGCCACGCCAACCUUGAACUGCACACACAGCAAAGGAAUUUAUCGGAAGACAGUGGUAAAGAACGUCCAGAGUACUGGUGUCCGUCCUCAGUGGACCAAGUGCUGGAAGUUGUGAACAAGCAGAAGUCGCCAAUUCUGUACUACAGUAUCGCUGCUGGAAGACUCUAUGCCUGGCUGUUGCAGCCACAUAAAGGAAUCCUGAGGUUCCAUCAGGCGUAUCUACUUGACCAAAAUGACGACGGUGACAACAGUCUUCCAGACGUAAGCCCAGAUGAUCUACAAACUAACACAGGUGGUGGUAAGCUGGAGCGGUGGAUCAAGGAGUGGUCCUCGUGGCUAAGGACGGCGCGUACUGAUGAAGGGCGUGAUGAUGAGCGACCCGGCGCCCUCGCGAGAAUGGUCUCUCGUAACCACCUACUGAACUCGUCUAACUACUCACUAAGCUCGUUGUUCAGCGUGGGCUCCGUCGGCGGUUCCGUCGCCGGCUCAGUAGCGAGUCUACAGGGAUCUACGAGAUCUAGCGUACACGGUCCUCGCAGAAAACAAUCAACGUGGCAAGGUCCGCCUUGCCUCACUUCCCUCUACCAGAUGCUCAUUGCCCCCUUCGAAGAUCUUCUUCCAGCUUCUUGUAAUAACAAUCAUGCAAACCACGCUCGACGCGGUUGUGGGGGUCGUCGCGAGAUCGUCCUGGUGGUGGAGGGGGCGCUGUACGCCUGCCCGUGGGGAGCUCUGAGGGGCAGCCCCGAGUCUGAACCGCUGUGUGAGCGCUAUGCGUUGCUAGUCUCACCUGCGCUCAGGCCGCUCAAACCUCAGCGCCAUCUGAGGACUAAGCCCCAUCACGAACAUGGUAUUUCAGACAAUUAGGGCGCGGAGGGCGGCGUGCGCUGCCUGGUGGCGGGCGUGCGGCGCGGCGGCGGCGCGCUGCUGCGGGAGGCCGAGCUGGUGGCCGACAUGCUGCGCGCCGCGCCGCUGCUGGACCGCCAGGCAUCAAAAGAGGCUGUAUUAGCGCAACUGCCGCAAGCGGAGUGCGUUCACUUCGCCACUCACAUCUGCUGGAAAACGCCAGGAAUCGUUCUCAGUCCUGGAGAAGUGGUUGACUCACAAGCUAAGCGUCUGCUGAACACUAGCGCGGACAGUGGAGCGGCCGAUACAUCCACCGAAAAUGAAGAAGAGAAUGCUGAACUACCACCGAGCAAUGACGAGCUGCCGCCUGCUUCAGAAUACAUGCUCACAGCUUCGGAAAUCAUGAACUUGAAGAUAACUGCCAGAUUGGUCGUCUUGUCAUGUGCGCCGUCGAGUGCGGCCUUCCAAGACUCCGACGAAGCAGACUCAGUAACGGCGGCCGGCGAGGGCGUGUCCCGCCUCUGCAAGGCUUUCCUCGCAGCGGGGGCUCAGGCUAUACUGGUCACGCUCUGGCCUGCCCCGCAAGACACCGCGACCAAGAUACUGUACAGAGCACUAUACUCUGCGCUUUUGCAAGGAAACAGAGUCGCUAAGGCGCUGGGCGACGCGAUGCAGACGGUGCGCCACACGCGGCACUUCUCGCACCCGGCGCACUGGGCGGGGCUGGCGCUGCUGGGCGCCAACGUGCGCCUCAGCAACAAGGUGGCGCUGCUGGGGCAGGCGCUCUGCGAGCUGCUGGCGGCGCCCGAGCGCGCCCGGGAUGCAUUACGAGUCUGUCUUCACCUGGUAGAGAAGUCACUACAGAGGAUAGUCAGAGGACAGAAGAAUGCGAUGUACACUACACAGAAGAGCAUCGAGAAUAAAGCAGGGACUGCCACUGGCUGGAGGGAACUUCUCAUGAGCGUUGGCUUUAGAUUCGAACCGGCAGCUAACGGAAUACCUUCGAGUGUAUUCUUCCCGCAAAGUGAUCCUGAAGAAAGACUAACGCAGUGUUCUGCCAGUCUUCAAGCUCUGUUGGGAUUGACUCCAACAACGCUGCAAGCGUUAUCCAAGCUCAUAUCAAACGGCAGCGACGUCGCUGACGACAUCAUCGGCGUAAUCCGCUCCGUCAUAUCACAGUUCUCCAUCAAGAACCUGGAGACUGAUACCAUUGACGUUGCAGUUAAUGUCAGACUUUGGCGCGUAAACGGGUGCCAUGAACUACUGGCGUCCCUGGGCUUCGACUUGGCUGAAGUUGGACAAGAUGAAGUGACUCUACGAACUGGAAAAGCGGCUAAUAAACGUCAUAUACAAUUUGUGCUUCAGGCACUACUUGCUUUGUUUGACACGCAAGAAGCUCCGCGCAGUCUUAGCUUGGAGUCCAGUUCCAGUGUGGAGUCGUUGGCGUCUAUCGAUGACGGUGACCUGGAGCAACAUUCAGAUGGCGAAACCCCUCCACGACAGCACCGGCAGGAAAGCGUGCCGUCAGUGCCUCCACCUCCGUUACCUUUAGGCUCGUGCGGUGGAGCCUUCACGAUGUACGUACGUGGUGGGGGCGGGGGAAGUGGCGAGGCGGGCAGGGGGGAACCCGAUGGGCGCACUGCUCCAGCCCCGCCCCCGCCCCGCUACCGGGGAGAAAGUGACGCCGCCUUCACUCCCUCACCCCCCGCCGCACCGUCCGCCCCCGCACCCCCUCGCGACGUGUCUCUCGCCCUCGCUCACCAGACCAAGAUCCGAACGUUGUACACUCGUCGCCCGCCCUCCGACGACUCCGACUGGGAAGGCUCCGGACACGACACCGUGCUGCGGCGCCGCCCUAACCCCGGGGGGAUACCUCACCGCUACCUCGACGCCUUCUACGACCUUGGAAGUGGAGGGGGCGAGGAACAACUCUCGACGCCCGCGCAGCCCUCCCAGCCCUCCACUUCCAAGCGGACGCCGAGGCCCAAGAUGGGAACUAGCGCUCGGGACCCCAUGUCGCAGGUGAGGCACAUGAGCGGCGAGCUGACACCCACCAUAUCGGAGGUGUACCAUGAGAGGAACAUUGGGCUGGGACUGGCGCCGCCACUGGCGGAGCUCCUGCUGGCCGAAGAGUCGAAGACGGAGAUGAGAGCGGCUAGUUCCAGCGAAAAUUUACUACUGCAAAACUUGGAAAAGUUGGGCCUACUUGGGGACGCGAGUGAGUCAGAGGAUCGAUGGCGCAGUGCCGGCACCUCUCGACCCUGGCUCUCCGCGCCGCCUCUGGAGACUGACAUCCAGGGUUCAGACCUCACGACCGCCGAGAUCAUAGAGCGCAAAACGAAAUUCAAAAGGGAAGCCGAACCGAAGAGAAAAGAGGAAAACGCUUACGAACUUAAACCAAACAAAGAGGAAAACCCAGGCCCCAGUGGAAUAGAAAAGCGAUCGGUGUCGCCUUUCUCCGAACUUUCCAGAAGGGACGAAGGAGAUGGCAGGAGUAUAGCGGACUCGCACUCGUCAUACAAGGCGCUAGUCCUGAACCCGAGGCCUCCGUACUUGCCUGAGGAAGCAGAGGCGGGCCCGAGUGCGGUGGAGGGUGGUAAGACCCACCCCCGUGCCCGCCGACCCCCCGCCCCUCGCACACGCCCCACCUACACAACUCUCGACUUCCCUCCCAACAAUAAGCUGUAAUAAAAAUUAUCUUAAGAAACUUUACAAGGCGUUCGACUUGUAUGAGGUUUUAUUUUUCACAGUUGUCAAAUCAAAUGGCUAUGACUGCAUAAACUAUGUACAUUUUUGUAAAAAUCUUCAAUAUAAAUAUUUUAAGUCGCUAAAUGUAAUUAGACGUACGAACUCAUUUAUAGACAUCGUAUUAGGUUAUUUAUUUUAGUAUAUUCUGAUGUUACACUGCGUUAGUGAUCGUACCUUGUAACGGAUAGCAUUCCAUUUAAACUCUUGCCAUUUAACAGCGCUUAUGUAAAAAUGUAACUAUAAAUAAACACAAUACUCGCACAAAUUA